AUGCCCGAGCUAAGCUCCCAUGGGGAGUUCCUGGAUCUCCAAGAAACUCCGAACAAUCCGGCUUGGAUUCGAGAAAUUAGCGGGAUUUCACAAGAGGCUGUGCCUUCAUCACCAAAUGCCAACUUGUCAUUUCAAAAUAUCAACUUUCCCGAAGAUUUCACUUCUGGAUUACUAGAUUUCGACUUUACGCAAACUGCAUCGUUCUUUGAUUUCAAUAUCCUGGACCAAAUCCCGCCAUUUCCCUCACUGGACCUUUUACCCGCCCCGCCUGUCUCUGAAAGGAUACCAGAAUCUCAGCUUUCCCGAAUAAAAGGUGCAUAUGCUCGGCUUCAAGCUUAUUCGUCCCCUACAGAACUCUCGCGACCUGCUUCUCCAGCAGCCAGGGCAGAUCAUGAAAGCUGGUUGCAUCGCUUAGGUGAAAAGCAGAAGGUGCAGUACGACCCAAGUGUGAUAAAUGUAUUUCUCAAUCUCUUCCGAGUCCAUGUGGCCACAAUAUUCCGAUGCUUUGAGGGCUUCGCAGUAACCGACACUACCCCUGUCAUGCUCUGGACGUCGAUGGCAUCUGUCGGCGCCUUAUUUUGUACGACACCAGGUUCGAUAGAGAUUGCAAAGUCGCUUUAUAACCACGCACGUAUUGUACAUCACAGACGGCCUUCGCCUGAUGAUGAUCAGUUGGGAAUCCUGAAGACGUACAUGCUCCUCGAGUUGUUCGGAUAUCUGAGUGGUGACGAUAGGUUCCAUGAAAUUGCGGAGGUUUAUCACUGGGAAAUGGUCCAGAUUAUCAGUACCUUUAAGUUAUGGUCGCCUUCAAACACUGAGCGGGAAGCCGAGCGCAGAAGAACGAUCGAAGAUAUAUGUACUUUAGAAUGCUACCGGGUAGCUAUUCUCCACGGCUCUGCCACCUUCAGCGUGUCGCUUCCAAGCCUCUGUGAAGACAUUGAUAUUCUUGCAGUCCCAAAGGGACAAGCUGGUCCAAGUGAUCGAGCGCUGAUGGCACAAUUACAGCGGAUGAUGUCGACCAAUCCUAGAAUGCUAUCUCGUGAAGACACUCUCAAUCCCGCCGAGACACAUGAACUAUGGACCUUGUGUUGUUUAUCACUACUUUUACCUUGGGCUGCGGUAAAGACUACAGAUCAAAAUGACCAACCAAGCUUUGACGUCUCUCGCCGUGGAGAGGUCCUCGAGAUGGCUCUCCAAAAAUGGCUAACCAUCACCAAUGACCAAACUCCUAUACCUACUUUGAUGCUCUUCCAUUUGGUCUGUGUCAAUCUUCACGUGAGCGUCAGCAAAAUCCAAAAUCUAGCGCGCCGGUAUUGUGGUGAAUCUAGGCUUUCGUCUGCGACCACCUCAUCAAUGGGUACUGGCACGCUGUCAUCAACCGAUCUUUUUCCGUCCAAAAUUGACCGGCGAAAUGCGCUUUGGCACGCCAAAAAAAUCAUCGAAUUGGCUGUCAACCUAAGGCAGAACAAUUCCAAUGCCAUAUCGAUCUCAGAAGGCCCUCAUUUCAGCUAUUGUGUUUUCUUCUCGGCCUUAAUCCUAUGGUAUGCAGAGUGGCAAUAUUUAUUUGUCAAUUCCGAGAAUCCGAAGUCCCAAGCAUCUGUGCACGGUGCAGCCGCCUCGUUGAAUAUGGCUAUCGAUGUUCUUACGGCAUCCCCAGUGCAGAUCGCGAAAAAGUUUAUCCCUACCCUGCAGUCACUGGUUGGAAGUGUAACAGGUUGA
Molecule: messenger RNA, 1719 nt
Organism: Penicillium odoratum
Lineage: Eukaryota; Fungi; Ascomycota; Eurotiomycetes; Eurotiales; Aspergillaceae
Exons: 5
Coding region: 1-1719 (572 amino acids)
Source: RefSeq, a predicted model, not a curated record